Messenger RNA from Ostertagia ostertagi, 831 nucleotides. NCBI's taxonomy places the organism in Eukaryota, Metazoa, Nematoda, Chromadorea, Rhabditida, Trichostrongylidae. The record is from the annotation of a GenBank genome assembly.
AUGCUUAGGAGUACUCCAUUGGUGGUGAUUCGUCGACUGUGUUCCAAUUCCGGGAAAGAUAAUCUCAAAAAAAUCGUGGUCUGCCGCAACGGCAGCGUCGCUGCUUGGCAUCCAGAAACUUCAUUUCCGUACGAGCAUUCGAGGCCUUUUGUGUUAGAAGAAGCCAACAAGGACGACUCACCUCUGUCAAGUGCAGUGAAUCGCGCAAGUAGGUGGAAGGACGGUCCUGUAAACGCUCAGCUCAAGGACAUUUUCUACACAACGAAGCACGAGUGGUACCCCAGGCCGAGGGAAGAACGUUUGCGAAGUGUCUCGGCUCCAAUACCACGGCGAAAAAAUUACAUAUUGGCGGUGGAGCACUCACCUGUUUACACUGUAGGUAUCCGAUCAAAACUUUAUUCACAAGAAGAAGAGACCCGCUUGAAAGCACUCGGUGCGGAUUUCUUCAGAACGUCAAGAGGAGGUCUCAUAACAUUUCAUGGCCCUGGUCAACUAGUCAUGUAUCCCAUAUUCGACUUGAAACGCAUUGCUCCACGGCCUAUUGGUGUUCGGCGAUAUGUAGAGUUGCUGGAGCAGGUAAUCAUAAACUGUGCAACCGAAGACUUCCAUAUCUCAAAUGUGGGCCGGACACAACACACAGGAGUAUGGGUUGGCGAAAACCGGAAACUCGCUGCUCUUGGGAUAGCUGUCUCGCAUGGUGUAUCAUAUCAUGGUCUUGCAUUGAACUGUAACACUGAUUUGAGUUGGUAUGAUCACGUUGUUGGGUGUGGCAUUGAAGGAGCCGAAGCAACGUCGUUGAGCCGAGAAUGCCAUCGUGACGUUUUCCAUUGA